UCUGCGCGCGCCCGUACACCCGUGUACCCCAUUUAGAGGGGUGGAAAGCGCCGGUACGAAGGUGGGGUAGCUCGUGUCCAAGAGUAGGGAGUAGAAACGAUCCCUACUACCCCUCUCUAGCCGGUUGGGAAAGCGCACGAGCUGUGUCUGGUUAUAUGGGAGUGGCGGGGGUUGUGGGGAGAUUUCAUAAAGGUAGAGGGGUUGGAUAGGGGUUCGAACAGAGCUGGCUUAGGCAAGGGGGUGAAGGAUGCUGGUGGAUGAGACUGGUGGAGAGGAAAGGCGCCGUAAGGGGUGCUUGGAAUCACGGUGGUGGUGUGUACACCCUGUGUAUAUAGUCUGGCCAGAGUGGAAGAAGGGUGCGCCCUACUUCGCGUCGGCGUUUUCCCUCCUGGCAGUGUGCAACGACGUAUCGAAAGAAGGACAGAGAAAGCGAGCACAGGCUGUCUCUCCAGUUGGGUGCCGGGCUUUUCAUAGUCUCUCAUUUCACGACGAGCGUCCGUGCCAUCGGUUCGAGUGUUUUGCGCGUUUGACGAAUAUCGGGAGUGAGAGAAAAAAGAAAAAAGAGGAGAAAGAAGGAAAGAGGUAGCGAGAAUCGGCUGGGAAAACAGAACGGGGAACGCGAACCAGCGAAGAUCGCCUGGCACGGACAACGCCUCGGGCACGGAGCAACGCGAGAACGAGAUAGGACUUCGGUCUGUAUCGCGAGUAUAUUUGGUGAUUCGCGUUAGUACGAGUCGUCCAAGGUGGUGGUGCAGAGUACCGUCCGUCGACGGGGGUGUUGUUGCCGUUAUUGGUUCUCGUCGAUGGUGAAUCGUGGAGUUGGUUUUCGUCAGCUUCACGGCAAGUGCACGUUGAUCGACGCGUUUACGUAAGAACGACGGACGCUCGUGGUGUAUGCUUACUCGUACGUGCUCGUAUGUACCUCAAUGUGCGCGCGCGCGUGUGACAAGUACCGACAAAUACGGGAAGACGAGUCAGGAAAGAGACGGCGGAGGUUUUCGUCGAUUCGUGAGUUUGCCGAAAAUACCAAUUCGGUCAGCUUCGAUCAUCGCGUAUCUUUCGAAGAUCAAAGGAGAGGUAUUCGUCAUCGUACGUCGAGCGGUCGCCGAGUCGACGAAUCAGAAGAAUUUACGAAUGGACGAGCCGAGACCGUUUAAUCCCGACCCUCUCGUUUGCAUAAUUAGCCGUGCUGCACUGCAACAGCUACACGGAGAGAAGGGUUCGCGUAAACUUUGUUAUAAAGGCUGAGGUGGCGGUCGUAUUAUUCGACGAUACGAGGAGGAGGAAUUGAACGUGUCGUUAGAAGGAGACGAGAGAAGGUGAGAACAACGAUCGAAGGUGUCUCGCCACCGAAGCCUACUCGAAGAAGGAAAUGGAAAAAAUGGGCGUAAGCUUGUUGACGGAGUAUUUUCUCGGGAGAGCGAAAACAUUCCUCGCUUAUUGAUGCGCCUGGCGAGGCUAGCGUCCUCGAGCAAAAUAAUCGGGGCGGAUAGUGUCUAUCGUAACCAGGAUCAGCAUUCGACAAUAAUAAACGUGUUCGUCAUGGAAAUCUCGGUGUUCUUGUUUUACGUGACGACGUUGCUGGGCAUUGUGACCAGCGAUAAGUGCGCCGUCGAGUGUUCUUGUAAGUGGAAGAGCGGGAAGCGCACGGUCGAGUGUGUAAAUCGUGCCCUGACUAGCAUACCGGAGUGGAUCGAUCCGGAAACGCAAGUGUUGGACACAAGCGGUAACGACAUUCGGACCCUGCCGAGUAACAUCUUCAAACGUGUACGUUUGACGAAUCUACAGCGUCUCUACCUACGCGAGUGCCAUAUCGACCGAAUCGAUAGCGAGGCACUGGCCGGCCUUACGAAUCUGGUAGAGCUCGAUCUAAGCAACAACCUCUUAACGGUGGUCCCUACUGCAAGUUUCUUGGAUACACCGUUCCUCAGGGAUCUCGUACUGUCUAACAAUCUUCUCAAGAGGAUUCACUCGCACGCGUUCAAGAGUACACCGAACCUGGUCAAGUUGGAUCUGUCUCACACGCAACUGGUUGAGAUCGAGGCGAAAGGAUUCCGAGGCUUAGAACUGUUGGAAAGUUUAAAGUUAAACAAUAAUCAGUUAUCGACCCUUCAUCCCGGCACGUUCGAGCCGUUGAACAAACUCACGAGCAUAGAACUUCACGAUAAUCCCUGGAUCUGUGAUUGCCAUUUACGCGAGAUGAAAAUGUGGCUCGUAAAGCACAAUUUGCCGACCCUUCAAGCACCCCUUUGUCACAGUCCGAAACAAUUAUUGAAUCGUACCUUCACCGAUUUGAGUAUCGACGAUUUUGCCUGUCGACCGAUUCUUCUGAUAGCUAGUCGUUACGCCGAGGCAACGAUAGGCGAAAAUGCCAGUAUCGUGUGUCGAGUUAGCGCAAUACCACCGGCCAAGGUGAAAUGGUAUUGGAACGGACGUUUGCUGACCAACCAUUCGGCAUUCAGUGGCUAUCAGAAGAUUUUGAUCUUUGAGGAGGGUCAGUUCCGGAAAAGAAGUACGCUAGUACUGACGAACGCUCAAGAAGCGGACUCUAGCGAGUUCUACUGCGUGGCAGAAAAUCGUGCUGGUAGCGUCGAGGCGAAUUUCACUCUUCACGUAUCUCUGAGAACCGCUGGCAUGUCUACUCUCGGUUCCGGUCAAAUCGCUGGUAUAUCCGCCGCUCUGGUUGUGCUCAUUCUCUUUAUACUCCUUGUCAUUCUCGUGUUGUUCAUUCGUUUACGAAGAAUGCCGUUGAAAGACGUGAAGUCGUCGGUUCCUGCGGAAGGGGUGUCCGUUGAUAGUACAGGUGGUAACAAUGAGAAUCCAUCAUCGGCAACGUCGACUACUCGCAGAAAACACGAAGAAAUCGAAACGACGUCGUUCGGUGUGGAAUCGAAGCCACCGGUGUCCUUAAAUCUGAGCUACGUUCAAAGACCUCAAGCAGCGGCCUUGCAGACAGAGAACGAGUACGGUUCGAUCGGUCGUUUCGAUGAUCAGAGCCAACAGCCCUCGAUGGUUGCACCCGGUGCUUGUUUCUCUUCCACUACGUCGCUGAUGCCGAUUGACAAUCCUGAUCUUAUCAGGGACACGCGACGUGGUUCGGCGGAAGACAUCACUCCUUACGGCGGAGCGGACUAUAGUCGUAUGGAAGUGGUGGACGAUGCGAAGAUCCUUUACACGAGUUGUAUGUGGGAGGCGAGAGAUACGUGCAGAACAACGGUUCCGGUGAGCACGUACCCUUCGAAGGAAGCCCUAGCCGUAGUGGCACCUAUGGUCGAGCAAUUUCCGCCAGGGGCGAAGCAAAUAAGAGUAUGGCAGAAGGGAGUUCCGGUUUUGCCACCGGUGUCUGCGUUGAAGCGUGUCCUCGGCUCGACGCGUAGCUCUCCCGAUGAGGGUUAUCAAGAAGGGACUGGAACUGAUGUCUAGGUACCGCUGCUUCAUUACUGUGACGCCCGGCACCGUUACCUGGAGCUUCGUAGACGCCACCAGGACGACACCGACUGCUGAGAGACGUCCUGUCCAGUGCCGGACGAGCGGUAGUGAAAAAGAAAAAAAAUUCUCGAUUUAAUUUAAAUAUCGAACUCCGUCGCGGAUAUUAACGUGAUGGACUAGGACGUCGACCUGUCACGUGGAUUGCGUAUACAUAAAACGUAUAAUAUAUACAUACCACAUGUUACACACUCGUACAUACGUAUAUAUAGACAGAGAGAGUGAUCGAUGAAAUGGUUUGAGAUGUAUUCCGUAUGUGGAUAUACAUACGUACAGAAGGGUGGCAGACACCGAGAAUGGGAAGUCAUUCGGCCGACUCGGUGGAAACAAACGUCCACUAGUCGCGAGAUUUACGUACAGUGGUCGAUGAAAUAGUUGAAGGUGUCAUCGUGACUAAUGCACGGAACACAUAAAACGAAGAAUCUGUCGAGGACUCAAUCGAUAAAUUCCGCCAUCUGCCAGUUCUCAAAAAAUAACGCCGGCUUUCUAAUCUCCAAGAACUUUUCAUUUCGAACGUUUUCGCGUCCGUUUUGUGUGUCCGACGUGUAGCACGAUAGGAAGAAUAUUCUACUCGACGUUCUAAAUGAACGGAACGAUCUGGUAAGAAAGACGACGUCGUUUCGGCGGUCUUGCAGUACAAUGUUGACGGCUAAUACUUUCUAUAUGAACUAUUAAGGAAUAUUCGGAGGAAGAACAAAAACAAAAAAAAAAAAGAAAAAAGAAGCGAAAGAGAGAUCACGAAAAAUGGAAUAUAGUAACAUAACGUUUAAAGAUACGGUUUAAAUAUACCGUUUCUUAAGAUAAUGUUUACGAGAAGACUGCAGUGCAUGUUCCGAAGGAUGUGUAGAUAGAGACAGAUACGCGAGAGAAUAAUUUCUAUUUACCGUGUGUGUUGGCUACCGUGUAUACUACACACGUGAAUUUUCCAGUCAAUUUUGAAGGUGUAAUUAGACGAUGUUAGAUGAUUUGGAUAUGGUGUGAACACGACGACAAUACGAGAUCGAGAAUACGGCCGACGUGCGAUUACGCAUCGCGGUAACGAUGCUCGAAAAAUUCAUCCCAUUUUCCGUCGCGCGUCUAACGAUUCGUUGAUCAGAUUGUUUUUUCAUUUAUUAUUAUCAUCAUCAACGGUACGUACGAAUUAUGAAUACGUUAUAAUUUCGGAGUAAGAUCGAGUAUCGAAUCGAUUCGGAAUAACUAACGGAAACGCGACAUACGAGAGAAGCGAUAUUGUCACAUCGGAUAGUUAUUGACGUUCGUGUUCGAGGACGAAAAUUCACGGAAACGGUAGAGCGUGAAAUAUGACGUCGGGUACACCUCUGGAUCCGUCGUUGCAAUUCUCCUGACGAUAAAUUGAUUUACUUUGCCGUGCGUUAGGAACCGUUCAAAAUAUAUUCGUGUAACGACACACUGUCUCUUUCGAUAUCGAUUCAUCGAGAAAUUUCACAGACCUUAAAAGCGUUAGUAUACCUACGUCAAUGGUAAUAUCAUGUGCGUAUAUAUCAAUAUCGAUACGUCGGUAUCGAUACAUCGAAUAAUUACUGACAUCGCGAAUGAUGACAAUUGCGAACGUCGCGAUACCUCUAUCGAACGAGAUAUCUAAUCAACGAUUGAAUUCGGUGAACAAAGAAAAAGUAAAGUGAGAAAAAAAAGUUCGCAAUUCCCAGAAUGUAUCCGUCGUCGUUCGAUCUCUGUCUGUUUUUUUGUAUUACCCGGAGCCAAUAGAAUCAAUUACAUAAGACUGUAUAGUAAGCACAAGAAGCCCGUAAGCCAAUUGCAAGCGAAUAUAAACUAUUGCUCAAACACUGAAACGAGGGGCUUGCGAUUGGUUGACCGGCUCAUGCCUCGCGUUAGUGUCUUACGUAAGUGAGUCUGUGUGUGUUGAUCUAGACACUUUGGCGGUAAGCGGUAAGCCAAAACGCCAAUUGCGAAUAUCGGUCAGUUAUCAACUUGUGUCUGUGUUUGUGUCCUGUGUGUUCCGUGUGUGUGUGUGUGUGCGUAUUUGCGCGACUAUGGUUCGUACGUGUCUUGAGAGCAGUGUGCCUGAAUAUACAUAUUUGAACGUAUGUGAUAAUAUGAUCCAGACCAUGUCUACAUUCGGACGUGUGAAUGUAUGAGUGCACUAGUGUAUACGUGUGCCCACGCGCGGCAUCGAGAGAUCGAGGGUGAGAUAGUGCAUGCGGUGCAGUGCUUGCAAUUUCUACCGAUUGGUUUAUCGCCUAUCGUUCAGGCCGGCUGCUUUUCUCUGCUCAAUGAUCCUAGAACCGAUCGACGUAUCCGUGAUGAGGUAACAAAAAAAAAAAAAAAAGAAAAUAAAAUACGAAAACGACGGAAAAAAUGGAAAUAAAAAUGCCAUGCCAAAUACACUGACUGGUUCUAUUGAAUCGUAUAUUUUACGCGGAUCGAUAAUACGUGGUACAGGCUGGAGAACACGACAGGACACGUUUCUAGUGGUCAUUUUAUUCGUCGACGAACGAGUCCACGGGUUUAUUGGUUGUUUCCCGACCGGUAUCUUGGCCAAAUCACGGUAAUCGCAGUGAAAACACGUGACAACCGGGGCACGAGAACGCGUUCAAUGGAUUUUACUGGAACGAUCUUUUUUCUCUCUCCCGAUCGAAUCUAACUUUAUUCGUUGCAAUUCGUAACGAACGUUUACACGUAACGCGCUUGGAGCGUGUUCGAAUGGAAUUUAAAAUUAGGCAAACUAGGAAACUAUGGAAUUUAUGUUAUGUAUCUGUCCAUAACACGAAAUUUACUGUCAUGAGAAAUAGACACGAAUGAUUUGCCACCUUUUCCCUCGAAAAUACACGGUUAGCAUCACGUCCAGAAUAAUUUACGCGUAUCAUCGUUUAAAGUGAGCCAUAAAUGACGUGCAUAUGUUUAACGUGGACUACCCUUUGUCCUUUCACGUAUUAUUCGUACUUGUAUGAAUAUUUGCCCUUUCUCGAAUAUUCGUCUUGUUACGAUAACAUUGUUCCUUAACGAUCAUUUUGUUCCUAUUAGUGUUUUACAAUAUCGUCUGCGUUAAUAAACGUUUAUCUAUUUUUAUUUUAUUAUUUGUUAAUAACAAGUUGAUUCACGACAUUUUAUGAUACCUUCUAGCGAUGAUAUAUAGAAAUGUUAAUUAUUUUACCGUUCAGAGGUUCUUGCAACCGAGUCACGCCAAUGCGACAUUUAAAGACUACUCGUCCAUGCAUCGAAAGUAACGAUAUUUACCGCAGAUUGUUUUCGUUUACCCGAUCUUUUUAUGCGUCACUGACACGAAACACCAUUUUUCUUUGUCGUUUCCUGCAACGAAAUCGAUCAAAAUCAAACAAAUUCUUCUCAUGUUAUAUUUUCAUCAAAAUAUUAUUGAUGAAACAAACGAAUAUCAAGUAGCCAAAUAUUUCUCGGCAUUAGAAAUACAGGUAUAAUUAAACAUACAGGCGAACAGAAAGCUUAAUAUUAAGUUUGCGAAAAUAUUAAUUACAAUGAACAAUCCAUAUUAGAAGCUCUUCGAUACUAUCAUAUAGUAAUAAUUUAUUAGAGUAUAUAUACAUAUAUAUCACUCGAAUAUUAUGACAUAUCAAUCCACCGUGUGCCAUAUUAGUGAAACAUAUCAUGCGUUCCUCGAUAUGAUUUACAUUUUAUCUAUCUCAGUGUUUUCCUUCUUCUAAUGACCUGCUGUUUGCGCAAUCGGGUAUCGGAGUUAAUUAUUUGCAAAGUAACGAAAUACGCAUAAGCUGACGACAAUGAACGUAAUGAACGGUCAAAUCGGAUUUAACGUAAAAUAGGCUGGUUCAUAAAGGAGCCGAGUCGUAAUGUAUAUUUCGAAACGCAAACGUCACGUGAGAUGGAAGCAACACGGUUUAUUAAUUUCUCAGUAACUAUAAUUUCACAAAUUUGGAAAAUCGACAGAAUGAAAUGCACCCGCGUUUUCGCUACAGUUAUGUCCGAUAUGCAGUGGUUACACGAAAUAUUGGCACAAAGCUUUUUUUUUAGCAGGUUCUACAUUUCAUUUUCAGAGUUUUUUCAGUCAUGUGAUAGUACCUACCAUUAAAUGAAAUGAAAUGUAAUAUAUUUGUAUCCAAUUAACUAGUAUGUAAAUAUUACAAUAAAUACAUUGUUGUAUCAAUACACUUUGUAGCCACUGUGCAUAUAUUUUCGAACCGUUUGACGAAAAACAGCGUUUCAUUCUUUUUCGUGUAUCGUAUCGACGAUGCAAUUAAAAAGAUUCUUUCCUUCUAGAAUGGAAUUAGAAUUAUACUCGUACUUUGUCUGUAAUCUGCACCAAUUGCGAGUAAAAGGAUGAAUGAAUAACACGAACAAAAAAAAAAAAAAAAAAAAAAAAAAAAAAAAAAAAAAAAAAAAAAAAAAAAAAAAAAAAAAAAAAAAAAAGAAGGGCUAAAAACAAAAGGUUUGCAUAUGAACAAAUUAACUCGGGAGAAUACAUUUAGAAUUUUGUUCCUAGUCUGUAUAGUGUUUUUCUUUUCCGUUUUUCUUUCUUUUUUUUGUGACGGGUACAAAUCUCUGAAACACAAUAGCGUGCGGUCACAGUGGUGGCUAAUGAACAUUCACAAUACAGCUCUCCUGAUGUUACUGCGUACAAUAUUGCGAUCCAUAUCAUUUGAGCGUCAUAAAAGCUGACAAGCUGGCAUGUCUGACAAUGAGUCGUAGCGGAAAGGUAUCGCGAACAAUUACUCGAAGCUUUAUAUUCCCCGAGCGGAUUAAGGGAGAUAUUGCUUCUUCAUACGAUGGCUUCAAGCACGUUGUUUUAAUUUUUUUUGUCAUCCUCUGCCUAUGUUGUUCGCGUAUAUGAAAAAUUAAUAUAUUGGAUGGAUUAUCUCGUUAACAUGUUAUUAAAUAUUACAUCUUUUAUAUUAUAUAGGAGAAAAGCAUUGCCAUAUAUAUAUAUAUUUUUAUUCGUUCCUUUUCACAGAAAUAGGACUUGACUUACAUAUUUCUAAUUCUUACUUAUUUCCAUACUGUAUUUAGAGCAUCCAUUAUAUUCAAAGUCCUACACCCAAUCUACGUUCCUACCCUAAGCACACAUAUUUCAUCUUAUAUCUAAUAUUAGAAAUUUAAAUAUAUAUCUUUGUUUCUUCUAACUAUACGGUAUACACUAUCCUAUACUUAAUCUAUACAUUAUACACUAUUCAUCGCAUAUCAACCUUCGGCUUAGUUCGGUACCUACAUAUGUUCUUAAGUUCUUUCUAAAACUCUUACUCAGCUUAUCACCGCUCCAUUUAUCCUACUUUUUACUAUAUCUUCCUUCCUUAAUACGCUUAAUACGUUAGAAUCUAUCCUAUAGCAGCCGCUUUUGGCUACCUCCUUCUACUUUCUUCCUCAAGUAUUCUGUCUUUCCCGCUGUUUUUACAUAUUCGUUUGCUAAUUCAUUAAUUUCCCUCGCCACUUUUUUUCAUUCGGUCCUUAUUAUAAACCGCUAAAAAUACUUCAUUCAUCCUCACCUGUCUUCGAUCUAUAUACUAUUACAGUAAACAUUACAUUCUGAUAUUAAUGAUAUUUAAAGCAGACAUUAAAUCGUAAAGGAUAUGGUAAAAUCUAUUUUUUAUGAAUUUAAAAAAUCAUUUUUAUUAUUAUCUACAAAUAUUUUUAGAUUAUUUAAAUGGUAGAGCCUUUGACUUAAUAUACAAGAAACAUCAAAAAUAGAGAUAAUAUCAUAAGUCGAAUUUGUAUAUUUUAUUUAUAUAGUGUUAAUAUGAGUAAGAAGUAUUUUAUUAUCACCUUAAAAUUAUCCGCAAAAAGCAGCAUUCCUUUUUUUGUUAUGUAAUGUACAACAAUUAUAGAUCACAGUAAAUUUAUUCCUUUUUAGAUUAGACUCAUGAUUAAGCUAGGUGACUGGACAAAUUGUAGAAUGUCCAAUUUAGAUAUGUGUAAUUUAUUUAAUCUUGAUGUAUUCAGAAAAAUUGAAAUAUAUAAAGAUUGUUUUGUAUGAAAUUAUGACGCGACAUUAUAUCUAAAACUGGAUAUUAAAAUUUGAAAUACCAUAAUUAUAACGUUGUUAAAUUCGCUAUAUUCCAUUCUGUCCGUGAAAUAAUAGUUUAAAUAAGCAAAAUAGUUUAUUUAUUUAACAUUACAAUUAAUAAUUACGCCUCGAUUAAGAGUAAUUGAAGCAAUAUCUUUCUCGUGACAUUAUAACAUAAAUUCCAUAUAAAUUCUAUAUAAGAAGUUAAUUUCAUAAAUUCUAUAUAAAAUAUUAAAGAACAAUUUUUCCCUAGUUCAUACUUUAGCAUUAUACUUGCAAUUUUCAAUGAAAAUGAAAGCUUUUUAUGCCACUCGGCUAAAUGUAAUGUAGUAUCGUAAAUAUAUAUUGAUGAUUUAUUUACAAUGAAUGGAUUGUACAGAUGUUGAUUAAAUAGAAGAACGAUGGUUGUUUAACGUGAACUAAUCACAAUAACGUACUAUAACCUAGACAACUCAAUGGUUAAUUUGCAACUCUCGUCACAACGGAUUCAACACUCUCUCUCACGCGGACCACACUCUCUCGACAACGCUAGCAACACUAAUUCAACAACGCAACUCACACUCUCUGACUUCUCGAUUCACACCCUCUGGCUUCUCCACUGACACUGCCUGUUCUAGCAUCCCUUUGUCUUUUCUUAGGCCCACCACGCACGUGUUUCGCAAUCGCUCGUGGCCAGGGUCACGUAGGACUUUUCUACGAAACUAUUCAAUUGAAGGACUGACGAUACAUUGAUGGGCCCGACGGCGCCUCGGCUCUCGCGACAUUGUUUAUGGUUUAUUUGAUAUCUCUUAGGUCUUUUGUCCACAACACCACAGUAAUUUAUGUUUAACAAGUAGGUGCAUAUGGAAAAAAGAUUACUUUGAGUUAUAAAUACGAUACUUACAAAAGUUCUUUGUAAGAAAUAACACUUAUUUCUUACUGCCAGUUCAAUUUCGUUCUAAUAAUGUAAGUUUUUCAAUUUUAUAACUAGCAAAAUUUUCGUUACUAACUUACAGAAAGGAAAACGUUGGUCAUAAGCACAAGAGUUUACAUACAUUUAUGAAACUCUGUCUUACCUUUUAUUACGAAACAAUUGCUUUCCAGUGAAAUUUUAUUAUCUGUUAUAUGUUGAUAAAUAUGUUUUCUUAUUGUAAUAUCAAUUAACAUUGAUUUCCUAUACUGUAAAUUUGUUCCAUUAGUAUGAAUAUUUAUUACCAGACUACACAUGUUUACGGAAAUUUACAUUUUUAUGAAUAUUUUAUAAAUCUUUGCAUAUUAUAUGUGAUCUAAACACUUUUAUAUUUUAAAAUUUUUCAUAAAUAUAUAAACCUGCGUAGUCUAUUAUCAAUAAAUUACAGUUAUAUCUUACAAUCAUAAUGAAGAAGUAGUUCGUGUUAAGAAAGGAUCGCCACGGUUGGUUGGCUGGCGCAAUCUUGAUGCCGAUUACUUGAUUUGCUGUUUAAGUGUCCUCCCCAUUUACCGAGCAAAUUUAACCAUAAUCUAUUCCGUUAAUAUAAUUUCACGUCGGCAAUAUCAGUUCCUACAACUUUAUUAUAAAUUUGCGUCGAUCAUACAAAGCGUAUCAACUAUGUUAGUUUAAGUAAUAACGAAAAGUAAUCAUGAUAAAGAAAGAACAUGUAAAUUAGAAGUUUUGCAAUGACGAUGUGAUGUAUAUGAUUUUGUGGAAAAAAUAUAUUAAAUUGGAUUAUGUCGAUAUUGA
Bombus terrestris (buff-tailed bumblebee) is the source of this 11150-nucleotide messenger RNA. RefSeq names its product leucine-rich repeat-containing protein 24-like. Lineage: Eukaryota; Metazoa; Arthropoda; Insecta; Hymenoptera; Apidae. Gene Ontology annotation, cellular component: plasma membrane. Bases 1444 to 3423 code for a protein of 659 amino acids. Gene Ontology annotation, molecular function: protein binding. The record is from RefSeq and is a predicted model, not a curated record. The transcript has a single exon.